UUUGCAUGGCGAGUCACAGAGUCGGUGAGCCAGCAGCUUUGUCUGACUCGGGAGCUCCACACCACCACCACCACCACCACCACAUCCCCUACGCAGUUCCUCACAUGCUCCACCACCCCACCAACUCUAAUUUCAUAAAUCAAGAAGGGCCAGCUUUUGAUUUCGGAGAGCUUGAGGAGGCCAUUAUUCUGCAAGGGGUUAAGAUCAAUAAUGAUGACAAAAAACAACAUUUAUACACAGCAAUCAGGCCUGCAGCAACUCUGGAUAUGUUCCCUUCUUGGCCUAUGAGAUUCCACCAGCAUACCACAAGAGGAAGCUCAAAAUCAGGAGAGGAGAGUACUGAUUCCGGUUCAGCUGUAAACACACUUUCCAACGCCCCAGAGUCUCCUUCAGACCACCGCCAGCCACCCCCUCCGCCGCAGAUGGACGCCGCCGGUGGGAUUGACAGCCCGAGGAUGAGUGGCUCACAGUCACAGCCACCAGCUGCUAAACCAGCCCCAGAAAAGAGAAGAGGGCCUGGUUCUAACUCAGACAAAGUGCUUGAUGCUAAGACAUUGAGACGUCUAGCCCAAAAUAGGGAAGCAGCUAGGAAAAGCAGACUUAGAAAAAAGGCCUAUGUACAGCAGCUAGAAUCAAGCAGGAUCAGGCUUGCUCAGCUGGAGCAAGACCUUCAGAGGGCAAGGUCACAGGGACUUUUCUUAGGAGGAGGUGGGGCUGCAAGUGGGAGUAUUAGCUCUGGUGGAGCAAUAUUCGAUAUGGAAUAUUCUAGAUGGCUAGAUGAUGAUCACAGGCACAUAUCCGAACUCCGAACUGCAUUGCAAGCUCACUUAUCCGACAGUGACUUGAGGGUUAUAGUCGAUGGAUACAUUGCUCACUAUGACGAGGUCUUUAGCCUGAAGGGCGCCGCUGCUAAAUCUGACGUCUUCCACCUCAUCACCGGAAUGUGGACUACACCUGCAGAGAGGUGUUUCCUUUGGAUGGGCGGUUUCCGGCCAUCUGACCUAAUCAAGAUGUUGAUACCGCAAUUAGACCCUUUAACGGAGCAGCAAUUCAUGGGGAUUUGCAGCCUUCAGCAUUCCUCACAGCAGGCAGAGGAGGCUCUCUCACAAGGCUUGGACCAGUUGCAGCAAUCCUUGGUUGAUACCAUUGCUAAUGGCUCUGUUAACGACAGCAUGCAUCACAUGGCUGUCGCAUUGGGAAAGCUCGCCAAUCUUGAAGGCUUUGUUCGACAGGCUGAUAAUCUAAGGCAACAGACCCUUCAUCAGCUGCACCGUUUGUUGACAAUCCGGCAAGCUGCACGUUGCUUCCUGGUGAUCGGAGAAUACUAUGGCCGACUACGAGCCCUGAGCUCACUGUGGGCUUCAAGGCCAAGAGAGAGUAUGAUUGCAGAAGACAAUUCUUGCCAAACGACGUCGGAUUUGCAGAUGGUGCAGGCUUCUCAAAAUCAGUUCUCAAACUUCUGAUUAUCAAUAUUAUUAUUAUAACCGGUUUUCUUGAUGAUUAGGUGAAAUUUGAGGUUGUUUAGGAGCUACUCUUAGAGAAAAUAGGUUUUCCUCCUAUAAUUUUGAUGUAGCUUUACUUUUAAUGUCAACAUAAUACAAUGUUCUCUUGUAAAUGUAUAUCGAUGUCUAUGCAAAUUAAUUUUCCUUUUCUUAUUAA
Messenger RNA from Salvia hispanica, 1659 nucleotides. It is a transcript of the gene TGA9, whose product is annotated as bZIP transcription factor family protein. Gene Ontology annotation, molecular function: DNA-binding transcription factor activity; sequence-specific DNA binding. The record is from RefSeq and is a predicted model, not a curated record. Gene Ontology annotation, biological process: regulation of DNA-templated transcription; DNA-templated transcription. Lineage: Eukaryota; Viridiplantae; Streptophyta; Magnoliopsida; Lamiales; Lamiaceae.